AUGGACACGCUGAAAAUUGAGAAUCUUCUGGAAAUUGCGCAAGAAAUUAUCAAAAAUACAAUCUUGGACAUCGAAAAAGCAGGGAAACGGUCCGAUCUCAAGGCUCUAGUAAGUAUUUUAAUUAUUUAUUUUUUUUAAUUCAUCUAUUGUACGUUUAUUUUUUAGAUUGACGACGUUAAGAUCAAUCUGAACAUUGUAUAUGAUGACUUGCUUAAGCCCAUAAAAGAUAACAUCUCGAAAACUCUAAAAAUCAGAUUGGCUGUUGCACCAAACAAAAAACAAGUAAGUUAAAUUUUUUUAAAUAAAAUUUAAAAAAAAAUUAUUAAACCUUUUUUUCAGUGGCUCACGCCUAAAAAACCGCGUGAGCACGUUAAUUUGCCAAGAAGGGUGCGAGGAAGGAAGAAUACUCUACUAAAGAGUAUAUCGAUGGGCAUCCUUCACCGACGAGGAUAG
This is a messenger RNA of Caenorhabditis angaria, 453 nucleotides long. Lineage: Eukaryota; Metazoa; Nematoda; Chromadorea; Rhabditida; Rhabditidae. The record is from the annotation of a GenBank genome assembly.